Messenger RNA from Limulus polyphemus (Atlantic horseshoe crab), 412 nucleotides. RefSeq names its product copper transport protein ATOX1-like (gene Atox1). Bases 142 to 369 code for a protein of 75 amino acids. The record is from RefSeq and is a predicted model, not a curated record. The transcript has 3 exons. Gene Ontology annotation, biological process: copper ion transport. Gene Ontology annotation, cellular component: cytosol. Gene Ontology annotation, molecular function: metal ion binding; copper chaperone activity. NCBI's taxonomy places the organism in Eukaryota, Metazoa, Arthropoda, Merostomata, Xiphosura, Limulidae.
ACUCAAACACGAACUCAGUUACCUUUGGACUUAUGACUGAAGUUCAACGAAAGUGGGAAGUAGUUCUGUCCCAUUGUGUAAGAAGUAUAAGUUAAUUUGCUAGGGAAAUUAUUUCCAUUAGUAACAGUAAAAUUCAACAUUAUGGGAUCCGAGGUUUACGAGUUUCAAGUGGAAAUGACUUGUGAAGGCUGUUCUAAUGCAGUUAAAAGAGUUCUAGGCAAACUAGAAGGUCAGGGGGUUAACACAGUUUCCAUUGACCUGGAGAAGCAACGAGUGUAUGUUAAUUCGAGUCUCUCAUCUGCUCAAUUGUUGGAGACAAUUAAGAAAACAGGAAAAAGUUGCUCUUACAUUGGAGUGAAGUCAUCAUAAAAAAAAAAAAAAAAUAGAGCACUUUCUUGUGCCAAUAUAAAUG